Molecule: messenger RNA, 2671 nt
Organism: Scomber japonicus (chub mackerel)
Lineage: Eukaryota; Metazoa; Chordata; Actinopteri; Scombriformes; Scombridae
Gene: snrka
Product: SNF related kinase a
Exons: 7
Coding region: 31-2607 (858 amino acids)
Biological process (GO): microtubule cytoskeleton organization; protein phosphorylation; intracellular signal transduction
Cellular component (GO): cytoplasm
Molecular function (GO): protein serine/threonine kinase activity; tau-protein kinase activity; ATP binding
Source: RefSeq, a predicted model, not a curated record
CCCCUGUCCCCAUCGCCCUCUCCAGCUAAUAUGGCGGGCUUCAAACGGGGGUACGAUGGCAAGAUCGCCGGCCUGUACGACCUGGAUAAGACGCUGGGCCGCGGCCACUUCGCCGUGGUCAAGCUGGCGCGUCACGUCUUCACGGGGGAGAAAGUGGCGGUCAAGGUGAUCGACAAGACUAAGCUGGACACGGUGGCCACGGGUCACCUUUUCCAGGAAGUCCGCUGCAUGAAGCUGGUCCAACACCCAAACAUUGUGCGCCUGUACGAAGUGAUAGACACUCAGACCAAGCUGUACCUCAUCCUGGAGCUAGGCGACGGAGGGGAUAUGUUUGACUACAUCAUGAAACACGAGGAGGGGCUGAAUGAAGAGCUGGCUAAGAAAUACUUUGCCCAGAUCGUCCACGCCAUCUCCUACUGUCACCGGCUGCACGUGGUGCACAGGGACCUCAAGCCGGAGAACGUGGUGUUCUUUGAGAAACAAGGCCUGGUCAAGCUCACAGACUUUGGAUUCAGUAACAAGUUCCAACCGGGGAAAAAGCUGACGACCAGUUGUGGAUCUCUGGCGUACUCGGCACCGGAAAUACUACUGGGUGAUGAGUAUGAUGCUCCAGCUGUAGAUAUCUGGAGUCUAGGUGUGAUCCUGUUCAUGCUAGUAUGCGGCCAGCCCCCCUUCCAGGAGGCCAACGACAGCGAGACCCUCACCAUGAUCAUGGAUUGUAAAUACACUGUACCGGCCCACGUCUCCAGCGCCUGCAAAGAUCUGAUAGAUCGUAUGCUUCAGAGGGACCCCAAGCGCCGAGCAUCCCUAGAGGAGAUCGAGAGCCACGCCUGGCUGCAGGGCGUGGACCCGUCCCCCGCCACCAAGUACAACACUCCCCUGGUCUCCCACAAAAACCUGUCAGAGGAGGAACACAACAGCAUCAUCCAGCGCAUGGUGCUGGGAGACAUCGCAGACCGAGAGGCCAUCGUAGAAGCCCUGGAGACCAACAAAUACAACCACAUCACAGCCACGUACUACCUGCUAGCAGAGAGGAUCCUGAGGGAGAAGCAGGAGAAGGAGGUCCAGACUCGCUCCUCCAGCCCCAGCAACAUCAAGGCACAAUUCAGGCAGUCCUGGCCCACCAGAGUGGACAUGCACCAGGAUAUAGAGGACAGCUUGGCGGCGUCCUCCAUCUCCCACGCCGGAGGUCCUCAGUCUCCAGCCCGCAGCGCCGAGAACCUGCUCAACGGACACCGCUCCAAAGGCCUGCUGGAGCUGAGCCGACGAGAGGAAACCACAGUGACGGACUCGGCAGGUCCAACACAGGAAGCCGGUGCUGCCGCCGCCUCAGGCUCUGCUCCCGGGUCUGGCUCCGGGCCCCACAGGACCCCCGCUCCUUCCACCUCAGCUGGAGCCAAGCAGAGAACGUGCUUAUUCAGGGUGGAGGAGGAUGAGGAGGAGGAAGAAGAGCAUGACCAGGCCCCCCUCCCGACCCAGGUGAUCCUGCGGCGUAAGCCCCCCUCCAUCACCAACCGACUGACCUCCAGGAAGAGCGCCCCGGUGCUGAACCAGAUCUUUGAGGAGGAGGGCGAGUCGGACGACGACUUCGACAUGGACGAGGGUCUGCCGCCCAAACUCAGCCGCCUCAAGAUGAACAUGGCGGGAAAUGCGGCCAGCCUGAGCUCCGGGGCCUCGUCGUCCCCGGGGUCCUCGCAGAAGCGCUACCACCGGCGCAAGAGCCAGGGCCGAGGCUCGUCCUGCUCCAGCUCGGAGACCAGCGACGACGACUCAGAGAGCCACCGCAGACGCCUGGACAAAGACUCGGGAUUCAACUACGGCUGGAACAGAAGGGACAGCAGCGAGGGGCCGCCCGGGAGCUCGGGGGGCAAUGGGGGAGGCAGCAGCUCAGGGCAGGGGAAACCUCCCGGAGAGGGAGGGGGCACCUCUGGUCCUGACAGGGGGAGUCCUCCUGGAGGGGGUGGGAAUGGAGGAGGAGGGGGAGGCGGAGGGGGAGGUGGAGGAGGAGGGGGUAACAAAGGACAGGACAGCCCCUCCAGUUGUUGUAACAACAGCAGCACCACCGCCCCCUCCCUCACCGCUCUGUCCCGCUCCUCCCGCACCGCCAGCCGCAGCACGGAGCUGGUGGAGAGCCUGAAGCUGAUGAGCCUGUGCCUCAGCUCCCAGCUGCAGCACCACCGCGGUGGGCGGGCGGGUCGAGGAGGGGGCGGAGGCGGGGGCGGAGGGAAGUUCAUCAUAGACCCUCGCAGCCUCUCGGGGGGGAGCGUGAAAAUCCAGGAGAAAUCCACCUGGAGGAUGUGCAUCGGCUCCACCGGGAGCCUGGACACCAUCACCCUCCCCACCACCAACACCUCCUCCUCCAACACCGCCCUGCCUCGCUCGCACGUCGCCCAGCACCACCGCAAGGGGGCGCUGCACGGCUCCCCCGGCCUGCAGGCGGCUCCGGGCAGCAGGGACGCACACAGCAACCUGAGCGCUCUGAAAAACGGCGUGCUACAACUACCUCUGUGUGAGAAGACCAUCUCUGUUAACAUCCAGCGGGGCGGGGGCUCCAGAGAUGGUCUGCUCUGUACCUCAGCUCCAGCCAGCUGCUGCCAGGUCAUCUGAGGCUCCCACCCUCUGUCGGACCAUCACCCCAACACCACCACACACAGCCGGACCCGCCCCACCC